ACAUUAUUACCCGUCCAGAAUAAAAUUAACCGCUCUUAUUCCUCAACUGUUAAAAUAUUUGGCCAGAUCUUAAAUUUUCCCCUCCUUUCAAGCAAUCAGCCAAUUUCUUACACUCCUCAAUUUUGCAUCGAUCAAUUAGGGUUUUGCGAAAAGAAAAGCAAGAAUGGUGGCAAAUCAUCAAGAACAAAUCAGCAAUUACGUCUUAAAACAAGCGAAACUCAACUUCUUAUCUAGCAAAGAAAUUGAUAUGAAUGAUGAUGAAUCCGAACCUGUUCCGACGGAAUUAAAUACCAUUAAUAGUUCCGGUGGAUUCCUAGUAGUUUCUACUGAUAAGCUGACGGUGAAAUAUACGAAUGUUAACUUACAUGGUCAUGAUGUCGGUGUGAUUCAAGCCAAUUGUCCUGCUCCAGUGAAACGACUCGUGUAUUAUUUUGAGAUGACUGUAAAGAAUGCUGGAACUAAAGGUCAGGUUGCUAUUGGUUUUACUUCUGAAAAUUUCAAGAUGCGUCGACAACCUGGGUGGGAAUUAAACAGCUAUGGCUAUCAUGGAGAUGAUGGGUUGCUUUAUCAUAGUCAAGGGAAAGGAGAGCAAUUUGGCCCAAAAUUCACUACUGGUGAUACAGUUGGUGGAGGGAUCAAUUAUGCUUCCCAAGAAAUAUUUUUUACUAAAAACGGGACCAUUGUUGGCAAGGUGUACAAAGAUGUUAAGUGUCAAUUGUUUCCAACGGUAGCCGUCCACAGCCAGAAUGAAGAGGUUACUGUCAACUUUGGGAAGGAACCCUUCCUUUUUGAUGUUAAGGCUCACGAAGAAGAAGAAAGGUUGAAGCAGCAAAGCAUGAUUGAAAAGAUGUCUUUACCACAGAAUGUUAGUUAUGGAAUUGUCCGAUCAUAUUUGAUACAUUAUGGCUAUGAAGAUACGCUUAAUGUGUUCGACAUGGCCACUAGUAGUUCUGUUCCACCCAUCAGCAUAUCUGAAAAAAAUGGGUUUGUUGAGCAAGAUAACACGUUUGCGCUCAGUCAAAGAAAGACUCUUCGUCAGUUGAUCAGGACGGGGCAGAUUGAUGCUGCUUUUCGUAAUCUUUGCGAAUGGUAUCCUCAGAUUUUUAAGGAUACAAUCUCUCCCGUCUCUUUUUUGCUUCAUUCUCAAAAUUUCAUAGAAUUGAUGCGGGUAGGAAAUGUGGAAAAUGCUAUCACAUAUGGAAGGAAAGAGCUGGAAAGAUAUUUUCAUCUGGAAGAAUAUAAAGAACUUGUUAAGGAAUGUGUUGCCCUGUUGGCUUAUGAAGAACCCUCAAAAUCCCCGGUUGGACAUCUUCUUGGAGAAGCACAACGUGAAGUUGUUGCUGAUGCUGUGAAUGCAAUGAUCUUAUCAGCUAAUCCUGAGCUGAAAGAAUCACUGAGCUGCUUGCAUUCUCAGCUUGAGAAAUUACUGCGGCAGCUAACUGCUUGCAGCUUGGAAAGACGAUCUUUAUAUGGAGAUCAAGGUGAAGCUUUCAAUCUACAUCGAGUGUUAAACAGUGUCAACAAGUUCACACAUUAGAUUUUUAGAAAUAUAUGAUCGUAUUGAUGGACGCUGCAAGCAGGAAUCAAAUGAGUGUCAGCCCUAGCUUUGAACAAGCGUAACAUUUGUACUGAAUCUAUGGCUUUUUUUUACUUCCCUGUAAAGUUUUAAAAGAGAAGGCAAAGUCGAUAUUAAUUUACAUGUUGAAUCUUUACAUUGAACAUAACAAACGAGUAAUGGAAAUAUAACCUUUCAUACA
This is a messenger RNA of Amaranthus tricolor (Joseph's coat), 1757 nucleotides long. Its product is annotated as ran-binding protein M homolog. Bases 164 to 1537 code for a protein of 457 amino acids. Gene Ontology annotation, cellular component: cytoplasm. Gene Ontology annotation, molecular function: protein binding. Gene Ontology annotation, biological process: cytoskeleton organization; cell surface receptor signaling pathway. The record is from RefSeq and is a predicted model, not a curated record. NCBI's taxonomy places the organism in Eukaryota, Viridiplantae, Streptophyta, Magnoliopsida, Caryophyllales, Amaranthaceae. The transcript is spliced from 10 exons.